This is a messenger RNA of Candidula unifasciata, 383 nucleotides long. The record is from the annotation of a GenBank genome assembly. NCBI's taxonomy places the organism in Eukaryota, Metazoa, Mollusca, Gastropoda, Stylommatophora, Geomitridae.
AUGUUUGUGGCGCCAUCUACCGUUCUCUACACAAACUGCCCUGGAGCUCCCAGUCUCGAAGCUCUGGCAAGUGACGCUGAACUCGAGGAACUGUCCAAAAAACUGUUGGCCAACUCUGAAGGUCUGCGAUUACAGGUUGUAGAGAAGGACGGACACUACUUCACUUUGAACAACACCCGACUACAAGUCUGCCAGUGGAUGGAGACGCGGGGACAGUGCCGCACGGUGCGCAUAGAGACGGUGCCGCUCAAAUCAGUGCCAGACGGUAUCAAACGGAUGAUGACAGUUCCACCGUCUUUCAGGGUACCUGUCCCAGUUGCAGGUAAGUGUACGAUUUAUGUUGCGGCUGUACUGUUAAUCACAUGUGGAACACGCUACAAUCA